UCAGACGUCGUUUUACACAGAGCAGUCAAAGUGUCGGCCAAUUAGUAGAAAAAUCGGGGAACGCCUCGUAAAAAUGCAAAAAAUUGUGUUGGGCCUAUUUCUAGGCCUAAUACUAACUUGCAACGCUGCCAUUAGCGGGCCCUAUCUUUUCUGGGGCCAUGACAAGGUCUUCAACUUGCAGCCAGAGGCUUUAGUCGAUGCCAAGGAGCAGACGCUGACGCAACUUUUUAAAGAUGCCAAGGCCAUACAGAUUUUCGUGCGAAAUACAACUAGUCGCCUAGAGGGGGGAAAUUAUCCAAAGUUUGAGAAUCUGGUGAAGACCAACGCCUGGACGUAUUUGCCACAGCGCAGCUUGUCAGUAGAGCCAUUCAACUACAACGCCAACAUUGAGGUCAUCAAUUUGUCGGGUCAUAGUGAGGAUGAUGAUGCAGAGCUGCUUUCCAGCUACAAUGAUGCUUUGACCAUUUAUGGCCAUGGCGAAGUUUUGGGCAUUUUAGCGAGUCGUGAGGAGGACGCACACUUCUUGGCGAAGCGCGAGGCCAGAGCUGAAAAUGAGGAGGAUGCGUCACGCACAACUACCGCACAACCGCCGUCCGCUGAAGAGACCGAGCAGAGCUUCGUCUAUGUAGCCGAGGGCAACAAGGCCGUGCUCUAUUUAAAUUCACCGCCCGUGCUGCGUCUUAGUAACGAGUCCAUCAAGCUGCUGGAGCACAACAAGCACAUCACCUUCGAUGAUCAGCAUGCCAAGGGCUACGGGCGACUGAGCAUCACCUUCAUGCACAACAACGACAAGUGCACCUUGCGCUUCAAGUUUACGCUAUCGCGAGGAACUUGGCAGAUGAGUAACGUCGAGGUGGACUAUAAAGGUGUCUUAGUGCUGCCAGCUCGAGGAGAUGAGUACACCCUACCUUCGGCACCGCUCGGCUUCUCAUAUCGCUGCUCUGCCAGCAAUCUAAUCUUCGGCAGCAGAGAGUCUGCGGAGAGUCUGCAGCUCACAGACUUCCAAGUGCAGCCUUGGCUGAAUGGCAAGAAGAGUUUUGGGGAGGUCUACGACUGUGUUGGCUUUACCUCAACGCCCAUCCUGUCUGGCCUGCUGGUGGUCUCCUUUCUGAUUGCCAUACUCACGCUCGGCAUUUCGGCAAUGCUGAGCAUACACACGCCUAAUCGUUUCGAGAGCUCCCGCAACAAACAAUUGACGUUUACAGUGCAGGAGUAAAUUGGACGACGGAGAGAGAAGGGAGACUCUAAGUCUUUGCAUAUACAAGUAUUAUGAUGUUAUUGGUCUUGAUUACAUUCGUGAAUGUUAAUCCGUUGGCAUUUCUCACAUUGGCAAUUGAGUUUUUCCUAAUACACUUACUCUUCAUUUUAAUAUCACUAUAUAUAUACGUGCUGUGGUAUUACUGAAGAGUAAUCAAACACAAACUAGGGAAAACGCUACAGUCGAUCAAGCCUCCCACAAAAUUAAUAAAAAUGUAAUUAAUUAAUUAAAUUAAAUACAAAAUAUUCAAUACAUACAAACAGAAGUG
Molecule: messenger RNA, 1526 nt
Organism: Scaptodrosophila lebanonensis
Lineage: Eukaryota; Metazoa; Arthropoda; Insecta; Diptera; Drosophilidae
Exons: 2
Coding region: 74-1216 (380 amino acids)
Cellular component (GO): proton-transporting V-type ATPase complex
Source: RefSeq, a predicted model, not a curated record